CCCAAAAACUAGUUUCGCUUCGACCGAACAUUCUUGGCGGAAAAUUUAAUGACUUUCUUGUAAAACUGUUCCGUAGUCGAAAUAAAAGCAAGCAUCGUUAUCGGGUGGUUAACGAAAGUUCCUGCGGUGUCCGUGCGUGUGGAAUUCCGAUGUUAAUGUGAGUAAGUCUUGUACGCUUAAUCGACUAUAUAAGCAAAUCAUAGAAGAUUUAUUGUUUACUUGUAAAAAAUCGCGUUGGUGCGAGACGACCAUCCUGUUGUCUUCUCCGUUUCGCGACUACCGGUGUACAGUUUUUCUCCCUUUAUUUUUUUCGUUCUAGCGUCGAGUGAUCGUUUGUUUACGCGAUGAAGGGUGAAGUUAAAAGGAAACGUGCAAUCGUUAGCAAAAACUACCAAAAUCGCGAGAAAGAUCUUUACGAUACGCUCCAUACCAAAGCUGAAGAUGCCACGCCAUGUUCGGCUCAGGUCUGCCUCGGAAGUGUCAUGGGGCUGCAAGGCAAAAACGAGAUACGGACCACUCAAGAUCUUUUACGUCAGGCUAAGGAUUUCUUGGAGCAAUAUUUUACAUCGAUCAGGAGGUCUCAUAGCCCCGCGCACUUAUCGCGAUGGGAACAGGUUCAGAAGGAAGUCUCGGCAACGGGCACUUAUCAACUCACCGAAACCGAGCUGAUAUACGGGGCGAAAUUGGCCUGGAGAAAUGCGGUUCGGUGUAUAGGGAGGAUCCAGUGGUCGAAGUUGCAAGUAUUCGAUUGUCGAUACGUCACAACGACCAGCGGGAUGUUCGAGGCCUUGUGUAAUCACAUCAAAUACAGUACAAAUAAAGGCAACAUUAGGUCUGCCAUAACAAUAUUUCCGCAACGCACAGAUGGAAAACACGACUUCCGCGUCUGGAAUCCACAGUUGGUGAGUUAUGCCGGAUACAGGCAGCCGGACGGAUCGGUUAUUGGCGACCCGUUGAACGCCGAGUUUACCGAACUUUGCCAAAAACUUGGUUGGAAAAGCAAAGGCACAAGAUGGGACAUUUUGCCUCUGGUUUUAUCCGCUAACGGUCACGAUCCCGACUACUUCGAUAUUCCCAAAGAGUAUAUUUUGGAAGUGCCCCUUAGUCAUCCGACAUACGAAUGGUUUGCAGACCUUGGAUUAAAAUGGUACACUUUGCCUGCUGUGGCCAAUAUGAUGUUCGACUGUGGUGGACUACAGUUCACUGCCGCACCCUUCAAUGGGUGGUACAUGAGUACCGAAAUCGGAUGCAGGAAUUUAUGCGAUGUUCAUAGAUUAAAUAUGCUUGAGACUGUGGCUCUGAAUAUGGGAUUAGAUACGAGAACUCCGGUAACUCUUUGGAAGGACAAAGCUCUAGUAGAAUGCAACGUUGCUGUCCUGCAUAGCUUCCAGGAGAAGGGAGUUACCAUCGUAGAUCAUCACACGGCUUCAGAAUCGUUCAUCAAGCACAUGGAAAAUGAAACUAGGUUGCGAAACGGAUGCCCGGCUGAUUGGGUUUGGAUUGUUCCGCCACUAUCGGGAUCGGCUUGUCCCGUAUUUCACCAAGAAAUGGCGCUGUAUUAUUUGAAGCCUUCUUAUGAGUAUCAGGAAGCUGCAUGGAAGGUCCACGUCUGGAAGAAAGGACGCGAAUCAGGAAAGAGCAAGAAACCCAGAAGAAAAUUCAACUUUAAGCAAAUUGCCAGGGCCGUCAAAUUUACAUCCAAACUUUUUGGGAGAGCACUUUCCAAGAGAAUCAAAGCAACGGUACUCUACGCGACUGAAACCGGAAAAUCCGAAGGGUACGCGAAGAAACUGGGAGAAAUAUUCGGACAUGCAUUUAAUGCUCAAGUGUACUGUAUGGCAGAUUAUGACAUUUCCAGUAUCGAACACGAAGCUCUUCUGCUAGUUGUCACCUCCACAUUCGGCAACGGCGAUCCACCAGAAAAUGGAGAGGAAUUCGCAAACAAUUUGUACACACUCAAAAUGAAUGAAAACGGUAUCACGAAUGGGGACCCCGCGAAGUUGAGCAUGGCGACUUCAAAGUCAUUCAUAAAAGCUAACAGUCAAAGUGAACUUGGAUCGGUUAAAAGGAGGCUCGAUCGUUUAAACUCGCUCAGGGGCGGCUCGUCGUCGGUGAGCGAGCCUCUGUUAGAGGAUACGUUUGGUCCUCUCAGUAACGUGAGGUUUGCCGUAUUUGCUCUUGGUUCAAGCGCAUAUCCAAAUUUCUGUGCUUUCGGAAAGUAUGUGGACAACUUACUUGGAGAACUGGGCGGCGAAAGACUUCUCAAGUUAGCAAGCGGGGACGAGAUGUGUGGCCAGGAACAAGCUUUUAUGAAAUGGGCUCCACAAAUAUUCAAGGUUGCUUGUGAAACUUUCUGUUUGGACGAUGACGACACUUUCUUAGAAGCUACAAUCAGUCUACAGAGUGAGUCCUUAACCCAGCAAAAUGUCAGAUUUAUCGAGUCAAAGAAAAGCGACACUGUGGUCGCCUUAUCCAAAUGCCACAACAGAAAGGUUGUUGCUUCGCCACUUCUGUGUAGAACAAACCUUCUGAAAGAAAACUCUUCCAAAGCUACUCUGCUUCUACAAUUAAAGAAUCACUUGCUCUACAAGCCGGGAGACCACGUGGGGGUGUUCCCAAUGAACAGAAAAGAACUUGUUGACAAAAUCAUCAGUAGACUGAAGGGUUUCUCUGACGCGGAUCAGGCGGUAGAAUUGCAAAUUUUAAAAGAGACGCAUACUUCGAACGGUGUAUUGAAAACUUGGAAACCACACGAGAGAUUACCCGCAUGUUCGGUGCGUGAUCUAUUUACGCGCUAUCUGGAUAUCACGACACCUCCGUCGCCAAACCUUCUGCAACAUUUCGCUACUAUAGCAACUGACGAAGAAGACCAAAAGAGAUUAAAUCUCUUGGCUUCGGACUCCUCGGCCUACGAAGACUGGAGGCAUUGGCGAUUCCCGAACUUAGCUGAAGUUUUGGACGAAUUUCCGUCCGUAUUUCCUCACGCGCCACUUUUGGUAGCUCAGCUGAGCAUAUUACAACCAAGGUUCUACUCAAUUUCAUCGAGCCUACUCCUCCAUCCCAACGAAGUGCAUUUAACUGUUGCCGUCGUGGUUUACCGAACUCAAGGCGGCGAAGGACCGGAACACUAUGGGGUUUGUUCGAACUAUCUCCAAGAUUUGCCAGUCGGACAGGACGUGUGCCUCUUUGUCAGAGGAGCUCCCAACUUCAAUCUCCCCACCGACCUUUCCAAGCCGAUCAUUCUGGUCGGUCCUGGCACUGGGAUAGCUCCAUUUAGGGCAUUUUGGCAGCACCGUUACGCGCAGCUCAAGUCGAAACCAAACCCGGGGAAAAUGUGGUUGUUCUUCGGUUGCCGAACUAAAGAAAUGGAUCUCUACAAGGAGGAGAAGCAAGAAAUGGUACAGGAAGGAAUUUUGGAGAGAGUGUUUUUGGCGCUCUCCAGGGAACCGACCAUCAACAAAACUUACGUUCAAGAUUUGAUUUUAAAAGACGCGGCUGAGAUUUAUAAGUUGCUGGUGAUUGAGGAGGGACAUUUUUACGUCUGCGGUGACUGCACGAUGGCGGAGCACGUGUAUCAAACAUUAAAGAAAAUCAUUCAAAAGUUCGGCGGAAUGAGCGAUAACGAAGUACAAUCGUUCCUGCUAUCUUUGAGAGACCAAAACAGAUAUCACGAAGACAUUUUCGGCAUCACCUUAAGAACAGCGGAGAUCCACAACAAAUCCAGAGAAUCGGCAAGGAUCAGAAUGGCUUCGGAACCUUAACGUUGAUAAAGUCUAGGCCAGAAAAACACUUUCAACGUCUGACCGUCUCUAUACCGUAUUUAUUAUAUCGCUAAAAGUUUAACGUUUUAAUUGUUCAAAAAUUUUAUCGAAACUUCUCUUUAUAUAUUUUAAUGUUGAAGUAAACUAUAGGUGUAAUAAUAAUCAUCUCAAAAAAUAUAUUCCAGAAAAUUUUAAUGUUCUCUAUUACGCGCAUUUUCCGAGUAGUUAGGAAGACUUACAUAUUUAUUGAAUUUUGUGAAUUUCUCAAACUAUUUGUAUAUCCGGUGAUUUAUGUAAAAAUUCGUUUAAGAUUUUACUCGUUUUUUAAAUCGGUGUUUACAAUUUUAUUGCCCGAUAAAAGUGUUAGGUUAAGUUUUAUAUUUCUAUUUAUCCGCUUGAAAUUUGUGUAUGCUUUUCAUAAUUUUAGUGUAAAUUCUAACGUACCAUAACUUGUUUAAAACGAGUUCUAUUUUAUUUAUUAUUUAUUAACUACAAUUCAAAAAUUUAAAUAAAGAUGACUCGCUAACGAAUACCUUGAAUUUUAUUAUUCGCAUCAGUAGGUAGCCUGGUUAGAGUUCUUUGAUCACAGGAGUGCAUAAAGAAUUGUUAAAUAGAUAUAUUAGCCGCAUAGAAGACCAUAGACCUCAGCAACGUCAUUGUGCUUCUUCUUGGACAGGGCACUCCGGAUAGCCUAGCGACUCCAUGGGUCGUCUCUCUGAUUACCUUAGCGGAUGGAUAGGCAAGUUAGGACGUGCAAGAAUAUCUUCUAAUUUUUCAUCUUGUUGUUUGCGCACCCACCAGACCAACAGAAGGCUGCGAUCCUAUAAACGCAGCAAAUUGGAGGCAUGAUUUCCUCUGGAAUGCCUACGUUCUUGUCGACUUGCACGUCAACGAGGCCACGGUGACAUACUGGUCCUAGUUCGGAUGUAAAACGAGGUCUAUGAACUAGCAAAACUGCUUUUCUGCCAACUAAAUAGACGCAUACAUUUUAACCAAUAACUUGGCGCCUGAUGAUUUCUUUUGCUGCUAUAGUAAUGCCACCGAACUCGUUCUGUAGCACACUAAGCAUCUUACCCCUAGUUAAAUUUGAUGGAUUUGGAAUACACUCCGCAUCCCGAUCCCUUUUUACUCUUCAAACCAUCAAUUAAGUCUACCGCCUUGGUAGGGUUUGUCGAAUAAAAUUUUUGAUGCAUUGAAAUCCGAUAUCGUCCCUUUAUUAAAUGCGCGAUUCUGCCAUGCUGCAUUUCCUGCAAUGGAAAUAAUAUCAACGUCACCUCGAUACACCUUGACAGUUAUGAUGUUCCAUGUGCGACCAAGUCAUCUAAUUUCCCUUUCCUUGUGAAAAGAACCAUAUGGGUCUUGCUGACGUUGAUGAACAAAUUAUGGUACGUACACCAUUAUUCAAUCAUUUGUUGUGCAGUUCAUAUAAGUUAGCAAAGCGUGCAUUCUAAUUUACCGAUUGUAGAAUGACUAAAUCAUGCAGUUUUCUUAUUGAGGCACUCAAUAGCACCUCAUGUUCUACAAGAGCGGUGGUAAACCAGCCUUUAGUCACUUGGCCUCUAAUUGUCUCAUUUAUUCAGCGAAUUUGUAUAACUCUUUUGGAGAGCAUUUUAAAUAUCCAUCCAAUCAUUGCAUCCGGUGUGCCCCUUUUAGUGACUGAAUUUAGAGUUUGUGAACUUUCUCUACGUCAAUGAAUCAACCAAUCAUCAGUGAAUAGAAAAGCGUCAUUAAAUAGAAAUAGAAAUAAAGGCUUAAAGCACAAAU
Cylas formicarius (sweet potato weevil) is the source of this 5525-nucleotide messenger RNA. It is a transcript of the gene Nos, whose product is annotated as nitric oxide synthase. Gene Ontology annotation, biological process: nitric oxide biosynthetic process. The record is from RefSeq and is a predicted model, not a curated record. The transcript is spliced from 20 exons. Lineage: Eukaryota; Metazoa; Arthropoda; Insecta; Coleoptera; Brentidae. Gene Ontology annotation, molecular function: FMN binding; nitric-oxide synthase activity; flavin adenine dinucleotide binding. The coding region runs from base 345 to 3761 and encodes 1138 amino acids.